AUAUAGAUUACAAAUUAAGUAACAAUUAGCAGCGAAACUCUUUUACCUCAGCGUUAGUUCGUCAGGUCAGUAGGAAUGUUGCUAACUUUUUAUGUUUGUUGAUAACUCUCAUUUGCUAGUUGGAUAUUACUUAUUGGAAUUACAUAGUCAUGAGUGCUUUUCCCGUUGUGUCACUGUUGUUACAGAGAUGAAAAUGACGUACGCUCCAGUACAACGAUAUGUGCCAAUAUGUGACCUAAACAUAAACAUCACACACUCGAAAGUGGUUGGAGUAAUAAUUGGGAAAUCUGAUUCAAGAGGAUUUCCAGACAGGAAAAAUGUUGGCUCUGAAAGGUUCACAUUCAGCUUCACCGUAAAAGAUUCACCAGAACAUUUUAUCAAUGUGUCUGCAUGGGGAAACGAGGAUUACAUCCAAGGACUGAGCAGUUGCUUUCAGAUUGGGGAUUGUGUUGUAAUUGAAAAUCCCCUCGUUGUGACCAAAGACUAUGAGAAAGAAGAAAGAUUUUGCCCUUCAACUCCCAGUACCUACAGGCUGUUGGUAACAGAGACUCACUCAAGCAUUAGAAUAUGCUCAGAUUUAGAAACAGAGGCCAGGAUUCUGCCGCUAUUCCACAUGCCAAUUAAAGACCCAAGGGACUUCUAUUCAUUGGGAGACAUUACUGCAAACGGACAGAGUCUGGAUGGACACAUUAUUAACAUGCUAGCAGCUUUGCAGUCGGUUGGAGAGGAGAAAUUCUUCUCAAAAUCUGAUGGGCGUAAAGGACAGAGGCUAGAAAUAAAGCUCUUUGAUGACACUGGGACAUCAUUUCCUUUAGUGUGUUGGGAUAAAGAAACCAUUCGGCUGUUACAAACACUGACACAAAGAGAAGCAGUGCUGUUUAUUGCAGAUGCUCGCAUCACCUUUGACAGUUUUCGUAGUUGUAUGAUAGCAACAGCGACCUCAAAAACAAUCAUAACCGUCAACCCUGAUACAGCAGAAGCCAACCAGCUGUACACGUGUAUAAGGGAACUGUUAGAAGCCGGAGGACUGGAUGACCAAGACAUCCUCUCAGGUGAUGAUGUGCCAUUGGAUUCCAUUAGUGACGUUCUGACUGUGAACCAACUCAAAGCCAGAAGUCAAGAACAUGCUGAUGUCUUUCAUUGCAUAACAUAUGGAUUCAUCACCACUCUUGAUCUAAGUUCCUCCAUCUCCAAAGUCAUUCGCAAGAAAUGUGCCAAAUGCAAAUUUCGAAUCAGUGAGGAGAUUCAGACGUGUUCCAAUGAUGCCUGUCCAAAUCAAGGACAAUCGCUCCAGGCUACUACAGGCUUUGAUCUGCUGCUGGACAUCAGUGAUCACACUGGCACUUUGCAGUCGUGCAACUUGGCAGGAACAAUGGCUGAGAAAACCCUGGGCUGUAAAACAGAAGCGUUUUUGUGUCUGUCGGAGUCUGAAAGGACAAUUCUGCAGUGGAAGUUCCUUCUGGAGAGAUGCAAAAUUUAUCUAAAGGUUCUUCCAUCUCCUAAAAGCAGAAGUGGAAUGAGGGCAAGGAUUUUGUCAUGUGCACUCGCUGACCCCGUUGAAGUGAAACAAAACCUUGCCUCCUCUGUGGUUGGAUGGUGUUUUGCAACAAAGUGACAAAACAUGGUUCCUCAUGUGAAAUCAAAUAAACUAUAUUAAAUUCCAACUUGUAUUAAAUUCACUUUGGUUCAAAUGCAUAUGUAGUGACUAAUAAUAUAUGUAUUUUUUGACAUUUUGCUCCAAUGUCGCAUUUGAUUUCAUUGUAUUGUAACUGGUCUAUAAAUUAAUUAACUUGAUGUAUGUUUCUUUGCAUGUUUGUUUCAAACUAAUUUUGCUCAAAUGCGUUAACUAAUAAAAACAAUGAAUACUGAG
Messenger RNA from Rhinichthys klamathensis goyatoka, 1870 nucleotides. RefSeq names its product meiosis specific with OB-fold (gene meiob). The transcript has 13 exons. Gene Ontology annotation, molecular function: single-stranded DNA binding; single-stranded DNA 3'-5' DNA exonuclease activity. NCBI's taxonomy places the organism in Eukaryota, Metazoa, Chordata, Actinopteri, Cypriniformes, Leuciscidae. The record is from RefSeq and is a predicted model, not a curated record. Gene Ontology annotation, biological process: resolution of meiotic recombination intermediates. Bases 92 to 1615 code for a protein of 507 amino acids.